CAAUCGUACCAGUACGACGUGCGUACUGCCGAUGACAGUUUGAGGGAAGUCUUCAUUUGUUAAUGUUAUUUUAAAAUUAGUUGGCCGAACGGCCUCAUUUUUGAGUAUGUAGUGUUAGUGGUGAAAAUAUCGGUGAAAUGGCGGAUGUUUUCUGUAGGCGCACUCUGGGAUUACUGCUGCUCUUUGUAUUUAUUCAUCGCGCGGAUUUUCAUCUACCUGUAACAAAGGCUGAACCACAUCCUGCCCCCGACUUCAGCAGACAUACACUUGUCAAACCAAGAAUAUAUCAUGGGAGAGAAAAAAGACAAAUUUCAACUACAAAAGAAGAGGACGGGAAACAUCUACAUCACUUAACCAUUAGUUAUAAUGCCGAAGGAAAGGAGUACGUUUUGGAUCUCCAGCUGAAUAGAAACUUAAUUCCGAAAGGCUACUUUAGACGUCACCAGGAAAAUGGGAAGAAAGUCGUUAAUCGGCCCAAGGAAGAGAAUAUAGACCUGUGCCACUACCACGGAACGAUAAAAGGAAUACCGAAUUCGUGGGCCGCCAUUUCAACAUGCGACGACGACGGUAUCUCCGGUAUGGUCUUCGACGGGACCGAGGUGCAUUACAUCGAAAAACCGAGCGACGGAAACGUGCAAUUUGAGAGUGACCACUAUUUUUAUAAACAUUCCGACUUGGUGCCCAACAACAAAUCGUGCGGGUACGGUGAUCACGAUCACCUGGCGACGCGUCUACCUGUAAAUAACCGUAUAUUAAGAUACAAGCGUGGCACGGACUCGCAAAGUACCUUGAAAGGACCGUACAACGCGAAUAGGCAAUCGAGAUAUGUAGAACUAAUUUUAGUGGUGGAUAACGCCGAAUUCAAAGAGAUGGGGGAGAACCACCGGAGGGUGGAGCAUCACUGCCAACAAAUCGCUAACAUUAUUAACGCCCUAUACGCGCCUUUAAAUAUAUUUGUCGCGCUGGUAGGUAUAGUCAUUUGGUCCGAACAGGACGAGCUCACUUUCUCAACCAAUGGCGAUACGACGCUGACGAAUUUCUUACACUAUCGCAAGGAUCAGCUGAUCAAGGAGCAUCCCAACGACAACGCCCAGCUACUCACGAAGUUUUCCUUCGAGCACGGUGUCGUAGGUAAAGCUCUAAAGGGACCAAUUUGUACCAUCGAGUACUCGGGCGGCGUUAACACGGAUCACUCGCCGAUUAUCGGACUGGUAGCGACCACGGUCGCACACGAAAUGGGGCACAACUUCGGAAUGGAACACGAUACCAACGAGUGUGUAUGCCCGGAGGAGCGGUGCAUUAUGGCUCCCAGCAGUUCUUCAACUCCGCCGACGCAUUGGUCGUCUUGCAGCUUGGAGUACCUGGCUUUGGCGUUCGAGCACGGCAUGGACUAUUGCUUGAGAAAUAAGCCGCAAGCUCUGUUUGCUAGUCCCGUUUGCGGGAACGGGUUCGUUGAACCGGGCGAGCAGUGCGAUUGCGGGUUACCGAAUCGUUGUGAUAACACCUGUUGUAAUGCGACAACGUGUAUGUUGUACGGUAACGCUACAUGCGCAACGGGUGAAUGCUGUGAUCUCAAGACUUGUCGUCCCAAGUCCGCCAGUACUCUCUGCCGAUCGGCCGAUUACGAAUGCGAUCUACCCGAGUAUUGCACGGGGCAGUCCGAGUAUUGCCCCGCCGACAUUUACAAAAUGGACACGGAAACCUGCGACGGAGGAAAGGCCUACUGUUACCAGGGCUUUUGCCGCACGAGGUCCGAUCAGUGCAAAUUGCUUUGGGGCGAAACCGGAAAGUCGAGCGACGAUCAGUGCUAUCUGCUGAACACCAAGGGUUCCCGUCACGGCAACUGCGGUUACAAUAAGUUGAAUCAAUCGUAUUUUAAGUGCAAGGACGAAGACAUCUUUUGCGGAAUGUUGCACUGUAAACAUUUAAACGAAAGGUUGGAGUUCGGGAUGGAGUCCGUCGCGAUACUCUCGCAUAGCUUUAUAAAUGUCAAGGGAUCCGUCGUUCCGUGCCGUACUGCCUUAGUCGAUUUGGGGAUAAAUCAGAUCGAUCCGGGACUGGCGCCCGACGGUGCGAAGUGUGGGGAGUCUAAGAUGUGCGUCAAUCAAAAGUGCAUGUCUAUAGAAAGUUUGAGAAUGGCGGAGGCAACGUGCCCGAACGAUUGCAACGGGAAUGGUAUAUGUAAUAGCUUGGGUCACUGCCAUUGUAGGGAUGGAUUUGCGCCGCCAUUUUGCGAUCUGCCAGGGUUUGGAGGCUCUGAGGAUAGCGGACCGACUAGCGAUCCAGAAGGCCGAAACGAUUUCGUUACAGCUCUCUUCAUCAUAUUUUUGGGCAUCCUGCCGGCAUUGGCGAUAGUCGGCUUUCUGAUGUACUACACGCGCCACAACCUGAAGUUGACGUGGAAGAAAUCCUCACCAUCGAAAGCUUCACCGUCAAAGCCGAGAGGGCUUGGAUCAUUUCAACCGUCUCAAACUACCAGACGCUCUGAAGAUAUCCAUUCGCUUCUGCACGAAGACCAAGCCGGCAAACACGCGCUGAAGAAGGAAUUCUUUGGCAACUUUAAGGGUUUUUCGAUUUCACCGUUGAAAACUCAAGAAGCGGAACCGAUAAGACCAGCUCCUCCUCUCCCCGUUCCUCAACCCGUUGUAAAGACGCCUGUAGUUAACCGAUCUAAUACAACGGCCGGUGUUGUAAGUAAGCCAGUCGUUCGCUCAAAUUCCACCAAGGUGCAAAGUGUGGAAUCUCCCCCCGCGCUUCCGCCGUUAAAUCCGGGCGCAAAUCCGCGACCGAUCAUCUCGUCCCCGAUUUUAGAAAAUUCAACUUGUACAGCGAAGGAGUUGCUUUCACCUUUAAAAAACGUACCGAAAAUUCCCGCGAGGCCCGCGCCUUCUCGUCCCCUCUCCAGCCCCGAUACCAUGAUUAUCUCCACCAUAACCCCCGACGUCAAACCGGUAAAGGAAAACAACAGCGCCCUUAAUCGUAUCGCGUCAUUCUUAAAAACGCAGAGUGCCGCGCCUAAAAAUGCGGUAAAAGCGGCGAAGGUCUUGGACAAAAAUUCUUUGAGAACGAUCGAAAUUUCAAAUCCAAUUCCGCAGUCGUCCAUCGCGAUCCCCACAACGGGCGCGGUCACGGUAUCGGAUGCGAAACCCGUAGUAAUGAGGGCGCAGAGCAUGCGCGGCAGUAACGUCACCCAGCGCCCGAACAUUCCCAAUUUCGGCUCGAUGAGAAAUCCCAGCGGUAUCAAGCGGCCUAUCAGCAUUCCCGCGGCGAACCGUCCGAAAAGUCCGCCGCCGCCCAGACCGUCCCUGCCCGAUUUGCAAGACGACACCAAACCGACCACCGUAAAGGUCCCUACAAUUCCCGGCUACCACAAGCCUUUGAGCGCGGACCUCCAGAGCCACAAUCAGUACGACGACUGCCUGAACGAAGCGACAAAGUUAAUCAAGAUAAAGGAGGAGAAGGAAAGUUCGCCGGUUAGUGAUAAUAUUUACGCGGUAAUCGACGAGACGCCCACUUCGACCGUCUGCUCCCCCGAAAACUCCGUUUCCAGCGACAGCGCGGGAUUGCUUAGCGAAAUCGUUUCCGAAAUACAAAUCCGAAACGGCGAAUCGAUCUACUCGACGUCCACGUUAUCGCGGCGGAAAGACGAUUCGAAGAUCUGCGACACGUCGGAGAUGUACGAGAAUACGUCGCCGAUGUACAAAGUGCCUGAGAGUAUUUAUAGCAAUAUGAACCAGAAUAAAUCGAGCGCCAGUUCCGUUUCAAGCGCCUACAUAGCGCCAUCCAUGGUUAAUCCCCCAAUAAAACCCGCCAACAUCACCAAACCCGUGGGAAUAGAUAACACCAGACCUAGUUUAAGCACUUUUAAAUCAGAUCCGAAACCGGAGAUAAGCGCCCAGAAGCCUUCCCCGCUCCAGAAAGGGCCCUUUAAGACGCAGCGCAUCACCACCAACUCCAUUAACAAGGACCUCACAAAAGUGACCAAAACGCCCCCGCUUUCAAAAUUCCCAAGCCGCCAGUUAACGCCGACCAAUUUACGAACACGCAGACCGUCCCCUACGCGAACCGCCCCACACUCGCCCUCCAACACGUCGAACAGCCCCGAUCUAGUGAUGAGCUGCUCGGCGAGCGAAAACAGUGCGAAAUCCCCCGACGUUUUGAACAACAGUGCGCCGGCGAUACUAAAAAAACCAAAUCUACCCAAAAGUGUUCCUAAAGUAGCUAAACAGAUGGGCCUUAAAAACGCACCGACCGACAUCAAACCGCUCGCCUCAACCAAAGCGGCGAAAGCGCCGACGGCGAGCGGCGCGAAGCGUCAAAAUUCGAACGUUGCCGCGCUACAGCAAAAGUUCGAGAACAAACUGCCAUCCGGCGGCGCGAAGGUCGUCAAAUGAACGACUUAAUUUAUUAAAGACUUCUUUUAAAUUAUUAACGUGAAUGGCAACUACUUAAGAUGAUCGUUUUAUAGGUUUGAUAAAUAUUUGUAAAAAAAAAAGCAUUUACCAUUGUAAUUGAUUAAGAAGAGUAUCGAUAAUUAUACGAACUGAAUAAA
Molecule: messenger RNA, 4552 nt
Organism: Photinus pyralis (common eastern firefly)
Lineage: Eukaryota; Metazoa; Arthropoda; Insecta; Coleoptera; Lampyridae
Gene: Meltrin
Product: disintegrin and metalloproteinase domain-containing protein 12
Exons: 13
Coding region: 138-4394 (1418 amino acids)
Biological process (GO): membrane protein ectodomain proteolysis
Molecular function (GO): metalloendopeptidase activity
Source: RefSeq, a predicted model, not a curated record